AAACUAUGUACUAUAUAUUACUGUGUAAAAACUUCAUAUGACACGUGUCUUUCUCUCUCUAUCUCUCUCUUUGAUCAUUUUUGAAUAAAAUAUAAAAAUGAUUUUUUUAAACGCACAAUGUAUUUUGUUAAUAAACUUGGGUUUGUUGUCGAUCCAUACUAGUGUAGGAGAGAAUAAAUACUCUGUCGAGGCAAAUAAACCUAAAGACAUAGACUCUUCGCAGUUUCCAAUUUCUCUCAGAGAUUUAGAUAAACCAUUUAGGAUGGCAAAAUUAAAUAUACUUUGGGUUAAAGCAAAAAACCGCCUGACAGAUAGCAAGCUACAGUCAAUCUUUAGUGAUCUGAAGAUUCAUGAUAAGGAAGAAAUCGCAUACAAGCAUUUCAAAUCUGAUGGAAAAGAUCCUGAAGGCUUGGAAGAAGCACGUUUAAGAAAGAAGCUCAUUGGAAUAAUGAGCACAUAUGAUUUACUGGAACAUUUUAGUGAAACAGAAGACCCAAAAUUACUUAAGAUACACAAAGCACUGAACGAUGGUAGUAAUUAUGUUGCCAAAGAUAUAUUUAAGGAUAUAAGACUAAAUAAAUUGUGGGCUAAAGCUGAAAUGGCUGGUUUUACUGAUGAGGAGCUUGAGACUUUAAAGCAAGAAUUCCAACAUUAUCAAGAAAAACUGGAUGAAUAUAUGAAUUUAUUGAAAGAACAAUCUGGAGAUUCAGAAAAAUCUGAAAAUGUGUUACAUCUCAAACCAGAAAGAUGGAAUUUGUUAGAAGAAGAAGAGGAACUGUCUAAAAAUGUACCAGACAAGAAAUUAAGUCAUAUGGAAAAAACAAAUUUACUUCGAGAAAAACAUUUGGAAUUGAAAAAUACAUUUGAUCGCUUAGAAAGAUUUACUGCAAAGGGUCCAAAUCACAGAGAUUUCAUAGAACCCAAAGUACUAGGAUUGUGGAAAAUUGCAUUGGAAACAAAAUUCUCUUCCGAAGAAUUAGAGUCUUUAAAGGAGGAACUUUUGCAUUAUGAAUCAAGGUUACUUAAACUGCGGCAUCUGCAUACUGAAGGAGCUUUGGAAGCAGCACGAAAAGGGCAACUUCAUGAUGUAGAUAAUUCAACUACCGAGCAACAUAUAAAAAAACAUGUUAGAACAGUACAGAAACUUCAUAUGGAUCUAGAGAACAAAAUCAUGCAGAAGCAUACAGAAUUGUAAGGUAGAAGGUAAGAAAAUAAACAUAUAUCAUUUACAAAUAUUAAAAGAUAUACGUAAUUUAUUAAAAAUAUGUACAAAUAAUCAAAAAAAGAUGAUUAUGAAAUAAAUUAAGAAACAAUUAUUUGUAAAAAUGUUUAUAUUCAAA
This is a messenger RNA of Cataglyphis hispanica, 1340 nucleotides long. Its product is annotated as alpha-2-macroglobulin receptor-associated protein. The record is from RefSeq and is a predicted model, not a curated record. Bases 98 to 1195 code for a protein of 365 amino acids. Gene Ontology annotation, biological process: regulation of receptor-mediated endocytosis. The transcript is spliced from 7 exons. Lineage: Eukaryota; Metazoa; Arthropoda; Insecta; Hymenoptera; Formicidae. Gene Ontology annotation, molecular function: receptor antagonist activity; heparin binding; low-density lipoprotein particle receptor binding. Gene Ontology annotation, cellular component: endomembrane system; endoplasmic reticulum.